Molecule: messenger RNA, 1854 nt
Organism: Ceraceosorus guamensis
Lineage: Eukaryota; Fungi; Basidiomycota; Exobasidiomycetes; Ceraceosorales; Ceraceosoraceae
Exons: 3
Coding region: 210-1787 (525 amino acids)
Source: RefSeq, a predicted model, not a curated record
AGCAGUAGAUGAGUGCUGUGUAUUUAUGAUUCAGAUUCAGAACAUGUUGUCAGACACAUGAGUGAAGCUGAAACCCAAGUCACACAGAGACGUCAACAUUCAAAGUUGAUUGAAAGGUGCCGUGUACGCUGGUACAAAUUGCAAAACGGAAGCGCCCUGACCAGGCAGUACACGCCCCGCGGAGAAGGUUUCCUGGCGUCGGAGCAGCCAUGGCAGAUCCCAGACUGUUCAAUUUCGGAGGUUCACCGAAGAUUGAAAGGGAGGACGAGGGCGGUACAAGUCCUUCCAUCCGACCAUGGUCAGGAACGCUGGCUUCCAAGGCAGAUGCCCUUGCAGUGUAUUCCGAAGCAGUGCAAGACCCAGCUGCAGAGUGUGCGAACAUCGAAAGUAUCUACUGCGCAUCGCAAGAUAAAGACAGCGAGGUGCCAGAAGCAAAAAUCUUGAGGGAGGACUUUUGCAGCAGCGCGCUUGUUGCUCACCACUGGCUCUCAUUGGGUCCGGAAUACUCGUCCCAGGGCGUCGACAUUGAUUUAGCAGCUCUGCAACACAAUCAGAGGCUGUUCGGAGCGAGAGACGUGCGCAUCUUGCAAAGUUCAGAAUACGCACAGGCUAAGGAUGCGUUCGGCGUCCAGCUCGACCCUUGCGACGCAACAUCGGGUACAGAACGCAGAAAUCCGGUUCAAGGCGCCUCCUGGGCACCUGGUGCAGCAACGGAUAGAUUCGAUAGAAAGCUCGCCAAGAAGCUGGCACGCUCACAAAAACAAGCCGUGCAACCCCAGCAGAGGGAUCUGCUUACGCAAAACGUUUCGCAGACGCCGCCAUCCUCUGCAGAUGCUGAGAAACCACGACUCACAUUAUUACACGCCGACGUCUUGAGUCUCCCUCUCUCGCUGCCGUCGACUUUGCAAAUUCCUCCGCCUGACGUUGUGGCAUCGCUCAACUACGCUCUUUGCUACUUUCACGAUCGUGCAGGCCUAUUGGGCUACCUGCGGCAAGUCGUCAGAACACUUCGGUCUCACACUGGUCGCUUCGUUUGCGAUCAAUUCGCCGGCCCGCAAGGCAAUGAGAUUUACCCCGAGCAGACGCCGCUUUGGGACAAAUUCGGCAGGGAACCUGGGUUCAUGAGGUCGGGAGAUCCGAGGCCCGAUCCUGGUAACGCGGACGUGCGGGUUUGGCGGAAUGAUGACGAGCACUCAGGCUCUAAUCCCGCGGACGAAAGUCACCCCGAAAGUCGGGUUGGUUCUUCUUCAUCCUCGCGACACUGGCCCAGGGGCAAUCUGCUCCUGGUACGCAAGGGGAAGUGGACACCGAAGAUUGCUCACGGCACAUUGGGAGAAGAGCAAGACUUUGAAUAUUGGAGGGAAGAUGGGCCAGUGGACUACAUGACCAAUCGUUUCCGGAUGAGCCUCAGCUUCCGAUUCCAGGACGGUUCAUGGCUCCGAGACGUAUUCGCAUACGACUUUCGCGUCUGGUCUCUUUGCGAAGUGAUCGAGGCCAUGCAAGAAGCUGGUUUUGCUAAGGUUACGGCGGAGGUGCUCCCUAGGGACGCGGCGGACGCGCACAACAAGGAGGUGUCUGACUCUGAAUCCGAUUCCGGACCUGAAGAACAGCCGCCAGAUCAGGUACACCGAAGGAGGAGUGAUGAUGGAUUGCAAGAUAUGGCUUCGCUCAUCAGGAGGACAGAACGAGAAGAAAGGAACCGAUCCAAUUAUGAAAUCGUAAGGGAGGGGGAAAUGGUCUUCGCCAAGAGAAGCUUCGCCACAUAUGUCAUCGGGCACGCCCCUUAAUCCACAAAGUGCCGAAUGGAAAUGCAUGUUCUGAGCUAUCUGGCUCGCCCAAGAUUGAAGUGAAGGA